AUGGCUUUGACGGAGGCAUACAACACCUUCAGAAAGGCCAUCUGCACCGCACCCCCUGCAGAUGCAUACUUCAGAUGGGACGCACCAGGUGUCGAAUCCUCGAAGCCCAAUGAAGAAGACACAUCACGCAAAAUUGGCGAAACAAUGAACAAGAUGCAACAGCACAACUUCGACAAGCAUCGGCAUACAUACCGCGCGACUCAUGUCAAGAUGCAAGGUAUUGUCAAAAGAAAACUCACGGUCCUGCCUGACCUUUCAAAACAUCUCCAGCACAGCCUCUUCAAAGAACCGGGGAAGACGUACGACGUUGCAGCUCGCUACGCAAAUGAGCCAGUCUUCCUUCAAGCAGACCAAGACCCGGGGCUGCGCGGUCUAUCUAUGAGGGUAUUCGAUGUUUGA
Paraphaeosphaeria sporulosa is the source of this 399-nucleotide messenger RNA. RefSeq lists its product as uncharacterized. NCBI's taxonomy places the organism in Eukaryota, Fungi, Ascomycota, Dothideomycetes, Pleosporales, Didymosphaeriaceae. The transcript has a single exon. The record is from RefSeq and is a predicted model, not a curated record. Bases 1 to 399 code for a protein of 132 amino acids. Gene Ontology annotation, molecular function: heme binding.